Messenger RNA from Poecile atricapillus (Black-capped chickadee), 811 nucleotides. RefSeq names its product chromosome Z C9orf85 homolog (gene CZH9orf85). NCBI's taxonomy places the organism in Eukaryota, Metazoa, Chordata, Aves, Passeriformes, Paridae. The record is from RefSeq and is a predicted model, not a curated record. Bases 44 to 544 code for a protein of 166 amino acids. The transcript has 4 exons.
CGGGCCCGGGGAGCGGUUCCGGGGCAGGCGGCGCCGGCCGGCGAUGAGCUCGGAGAGGGGGAACGUGUCGCGCACGCGGCCCCAGCGCCACCAGAACGCGCGCGCCUUCAAGAACGACAAGUACGACACCAGCGCCCGGCGAAAGAAAAUAAAUGCUAAGCUUCAUGAUGGAGUGUGUCAGCACUGCAAAGGUAUCUUGGAGUGGCGAGUAAAAUUCAGAAAGUACAAACUACUGACAAAACCUAAAAAAUGUGUGAAGUGCCUUCAGAAGACUGUAAAAGAUCCUUAUCAUAUCAUUUGUCGACCAUGUGCUGGUAAACUAGAAAUUUGUGCUAAAUGUGGGAAGCAAGAAGAAAUAGUAAUUCCGAUUGAUAAAGGACAAGACAGAAUUGAGAGUGAGACUUCUAAAAAUGGCCAAGAGAGCAGUAAAUUGAAGGAUGAGCUGGAUUUUGAUACAAAUUUCAGUAGUGCAGACAGUGAUGAAGAUUCUGAUGUGCUUGAAGAACGAUUAAAAAGUAUGAAUUUUGAAACGACAGAGAUCUAAGAGGUUGUGUUUUUACAAGAGAUUAUAUGCAACCAAUGCCUGCCUUAAACUGCUCCAAGCCCUGAUUUGACAUCUGAGGUCCAUGUAUGAAAAUGUUGGCACUGUGUAUGAUGAUGAUGCAUGUGGGGAUUUGUAUUAAUACACAUUUCUGUGUAUUAGGAACAGAAUUUCUUUGAAAAUAUUCAGAAAUUCUAUUUGUAAGCAUAGUUAUUUAUUUCAUGCAUGUGACAUCUUCCUGUUUUUAUGGAAUAAAGCCUCUUUGUGUAA